Geodia barretti is the source of this 214-nucleotide messenger RNA. Lineage: Eukaryota; Metazoa; Porifera; Demospongiae; Tetractinellida; Geodiidae. The record is from the annotation of a GenBank genome assembly.
UAUUCUAACAGAUGAGUAUGACGGGCAGCAGGGAGCAGGACUAGAGUCACUAGUCUCUCUUCAGUGUUGGAUGAAACUAGUUGGUAUUCAGAAUGUCUCCAUAGUAGAACCCUACAUCGAAAGCUCAACCCUCGGAGGGCAGAGGAUACCCAGCAGCAACAUUAGGUUCAGAGAUUUGUUUGAUUUGGAGGCGUUCAACCGCAUCUCACGUGCU